UGCCGCCGGCGCCGCCGCUCGCCCGGGCACCCAUCCCCGGCCUCACGCCGCGAGAUGGGGGCCGCGCGCGACGAGGCCGGCCUAGCCGCCGCCUCCUCCUCGCACACGCGCCCCCGUCCCUCGUCCUCCCGCAUCCCAGCCCCCGCUCGCCCCCGACCUCUCCCUCCCUCGCACCUCGCCGGCCCGCCCACGUCGCCGCCGCCGAUGCCCCUCGGAUCCCACCACGGUGGACCUUCUCCUCGUCUCCCUCGCUCCCGUCCCCCCUCUCCUUCCCUCGGAGCCCCAGCAGAGGGAGGACGAGGAGCACAACGACGACGAUGGCGGGGAACAGCAGUAGGCAGCAGCAGGUCGCGAGCGACGAGCAACAGCGGAGGGAGGACGAGGAGCACGACGGCGGCGGUGGCAGAGAGUGGUGUACGGCGCCGCCAGGGCCGUGCUGGAGUGGCUGAUGCGUCGGCCGCAUCCGCCGAGGAGCCGGCUGCUAGCCCUGGCCCGUUUCCUCCUCCCUCGGGAUUUGAUCCAGACAGGUCCACCGGGCCCUCCGGGGUUCCACGGUUGCACGGGCCAGCUCGGCUGCGACGGACGCUGCUGCCGCCGGCCUCGGCCGCCGCGCGACCGUGUGGAUGGCGCUCGCCGUGUCCCUAUCCGCGCCCGCCUACUACACGGCGCCGCCCCCAUCAGUGUCGGCGCUCACGGAGAACCUGCUGUUCCUGGAGGCGUGGCAUGUGGUCGACCACGGCUACUAUUACAAGUCCUUCAACGGGCAGAGCUGGUUCAGAUGCGGCGAUUAAGAAGAUGCUUGCAACAUUGGAUGAUCCGUUCACUCGGUUACUGGAACCCGAGAAAUUCAAAAGUUCGCGGUAAGUCUGGCACGCAAGGUGCCCUCAUGGGUGUAGGUUUAUCCAUCGGCUAUCCAUUGGCGCCUAAUGGAUCAACUACAAGGCUAUCUGUAAUGUCAGCUGCCCCACGGGGUCCUGCAGAAAAGGCGGGCAUCGUGUCUGGAGACGUUAUUUUGGCAAUUGACGAUGCAAGUGAGCAAGACAUCUGGGUCCUGAGAAGCUCAGUAGAUUUGACUAUUCUCAGUGGAGCUGAUACCAGACAUUUUGUUUUGAAGAGAGAAAGAUAUACUUUAAACCCGGUAAUGUCAAGGAUGUGUGAGAUUCCAGGUUCAGAGGACAGCUCAGAGAUCGGUUACAUCAAAUUAACAACAUUUAACCAAAAUGCUGCAGGAUCCGUGAAGGAAGCCAUUAAGAAAUUAAGGGAGAACAAUGUAAAGGCCUUCGUGUUGGAUCUGCGGAAUAACAGCGGUGGCCUUUUUCCUGAAGGGAUUGAGAUUGCGAAGAUUUGGAGGGACAUUGUUUUUAGCUUUAGACGAUUCAAUUAUUCAAGUGGAUAUAAGAUGUAGAAAAACAAUAUUAAAGGAUGUCAGCUGAUUCUUUUCCAAGCAAGGACGAUACGUUCUUCGUAAAGGUAAUUUUCUUCAUAUGGACCGUAGUAGCACAUAUCUUAUUAAAUGUCUCUGCCAUCAGUGUGAUUGAUUUCCCUUUGAUGAGGUGCAUCGUGCUCAUUGAUGAGUAGAUUCCGCCAAAUGUUUUUUUUGAUGCAAUUGCUAUUGGAGGAUAUCAUUUCUUCUUUUAUCACAUCAUGUCUGCACAUUUGGGACUUCAGCACACUGUUAAAAAUGGAGUUGACUGUGUUCCAAGGUGCUAACCAGACCAACAAUAUUUUUGUAGGCAUAUACAAAUAGAAAGAAUAUAUGAUCUGACCUCAUUUCUUAAUCCUACAGUAUCUUGCUGCAUUAGCGUACAAGCUGUUACAUACGAAUAUGGAUUGACUGAUAGUUUUGGGAUAAAUGGGACAAACAUAGGGUUGCAGAUUGUAAAUCCGAGUUUUUUUUCGCAAAUCAAUUUGACACCAAUCCUUAGAAAAAUAUAUUAUUUCUCUUGCAUAGAUUGCUUCAUGAGAGGCAAAGAUAGGAAGAGAGAUUCCAAAGGGAGCAAAGGCGGGAACAUGAGCGCAUGAAGUUCUUGCAGAAGCAAUCUAGACGAGCAGAGAAACAAAGACAAAAGGAGGAAUUCAGAAAAGAGAAAGAGAUGACGAGGCAGAAGGCUGCUAAUGAAAGGGCCACAUCACGAAGAAUUGCACGGGAGUAUAUGGAGCUUGUGGAAGAUGAGCGCUUGGAGCUAAUGGAAUUGGCUGCGCAAAGCAAAGGGUUACCCUCAAUGCUUUGUCUUGAUAGUGACACAUUGCAGCAGGUGGAGUCAUUCCGAGUGUGCAUGUGUUGCGAGCAGUGAUCAGCAUAGCUGAUUCAUCACUGCUGGUCCUUUUGGUGCGACUAUGGCUGGACUAUUGAUCUUCAUGAUGAAGAAAUGGCCAUAGCCAUGGGGAUCUUCCUGUUGCAGGUCGAGGCUGCCACGUAUUGUACCACUGUCGCGCCCAACAUCGAGGAGUGCGGCAGCACCGUGGCCAGGGCCAUCGCGUCCGGUGCCAAGAACGUGGCCAAGGGGAUCCUAUGGUACGGGGUGGUAACCGUGGACAGGCUCCACUUGGCGAACGAGGUCAGCCCGGAGAUGCUCGGGCAUAUCAAAAUGCUUCAUGUGCGUAUAUGUGACUAUUUGCUUAUGAUGAACUUGAGGACAGUCGUUAAGGUAUUCAUGGUGGAGGGAAAGGUUGAUGUUGGUCUUGGUCCUAUUUGUAAGUUUCUCACACUACUCUUUUUAUUAACGCAUGAUUCCUUACGAAAUGGUAACACUAUCUCUAUUAUAAACUGAACACUAAUGAGAAAAAGGGCAGCCCAGUGCAUGUAGCUCCCGCUUGCGCAGGGUCUGGGAAAGGGUCCGACCACUUUGGGUCUAUUGUACGCAGCCUUUCCCUAUAUUUCUGUAAGAGGCUGUUUCCAGGACUUGAACCCGUGACCUCAUGGUCACAAGGCAGCAGCUUUACCACUGCGCCAAGGCUCCCCUUCAAACUGAACACUAAUGAGAAUUGUACUUAAUACUUCUGUGAGGACCACUUUUCUCAGCAGUUUCCUUAUAAUGUUUUCCUUCAUUUCCAAUGGACUGGUGAGAUGCAACCUGCUUGGAAUUCAAGGAAGAAGGGCAUUUCGAACGAAGAAAUCAGAUGAUGAAUUUAUCCCUGGAUGUUUAUGCCCGGAAGGAGGAGGCAUACCAAUGAUAGUUUGAAUCAAACUAAUAGAAUACGCCACCAUCGAUUAUGGUGUCGAGCGACUAAAAUGUGCUCCGCAGGACACGCACAGCCGCCGCCACACCACACCGCAGAGACAGACGAGGAUGUGAUGCUGCUCCUUCUUUGGUGUAUGCGUCGGCGUGGCUUGUGGUAGUGAGGCAUAUCCUCGUGGGUAAUGCUAUUUGAAGACCAUUCAAGUGAUUUAAAAGAGAAGAUGUCCAGAAUGUAACGAGGUUGAAGAUGACGAUCAAAAGAUUGACGUAUUAAGCGACUGUCAAGAUGCCAAUAAUGCUUGCCCCCUGCCAUUAUUAGUAAUACCCUUGCUCUUCUUUAUGAAAUCUUUCCUAUUAUAUAUUGAUGCAUCAACUAUCAUUGUAGAUCGUGAGAUCCCUAUUUACAUGGAUGACUCAGCGGGUGGCCUGUACAGAGUUGCGUGGCAGGCAUAUGUUCCCAGCCAGCUUAUCAAUUGUAGGCUUAGAAUGAUUUGCUUGGUCCCAAGUGUUGUUCAUCGACGAUUACUUUGUAUGUCCAUGGUGAUUCUGAAUUUAGAGGACACGUAUGUUUUGGUAGGAAGUGUAUUGUUCUUAUGUUUUUUCCUGGUGUAUACUGACUCGUGCAGAUUAUGAAAUCCCUAUUUAAUGGAUC
Triticum dicoccoides is the source of this 3831-nucleotide messenger RNA. RefSeq names its product carboxyl-terminal-processing peptidase 2, chloroplastic-like. Gene Ontology annotation, biological process: proteolysis. The record is from RefSeq and is a predicted model, not a curated record. The transcript has 15 exons. Gene Ontology annotation, molecular function: protein binding; endopeptidase activity; serine-type peptidase activity. The coding region runs from base 449 to 1405 and encodes 318 amino acids. Lineage: Eukaryota; Viridiplantae; Streptophyta; Magnoliopsida; Poales; Poaceae.